Messenger RNA from Cucurbita pepo subsp. pepo (vegetable marrow), 1390 nucleotides. RefSeq names its product putative receptor-like protein kinase At1g33260. Gene Ontology annotation, cellular component: plasma membrane. Gene Ontology annotation, biological process: protein phosphorylation. NCBI's taxonomy places the organism in Eukaryota, Viridiplantae, Streptophyta, Magnoliopsida, Cucurbitales, Cucurbitaceae. The record is from RefSeq and is a predicted model, not a curated record. Gene Ontology annotation, molecular function: protein kinase activity; ATP binding.
AACCAACCAACCAACCAUAUCGAAAUUUUGAAUCAUACCCACUUCUUAAUCUUUCAAUUCCCAGAAUAAAAACCUUUCCUUUUUCAAAACCCAUAAAGAAUAUCGACUCUUUUCACGCUACCCACCCACUCCCCAUGCCUUAAAUAUUCUUCUUCUUCACUUCACUUCUUAAUCUCUCUUCAUUUCGCUUUUUCCUUCCUGGGUUUUCUUUAUUUUUUAGUUUUUCCAAAUGGGUUUGCUUCGAUUCUUCAAGAAAUCCAAACUUGCUCAUAAAAAAGCCGUUCUUGACCAUGUUUUUUUCGGUGCUGGGAAGUUCCGGUGGACUGAGAUCGAGGCUUUUACUAAUCAUUUCUCCACCGUCGUCGGCUCCGGCGGCUUUAGCAAAGUGUAUCUUGCUCGGAUGACAGCCGGAGCGGCGGCGGUUAAGAUUUUGGGCGGUAGUGAGCGGCUCAAUCGGAUGUUCCGGCAGGAGUUGGACAUUCUCCUUCAGCUCCGGCACCGGAAUAUUGUCGGUUUCAUUGGCUAUUGCGAUGAAGGAGAUUUAGGAGCUUUAGUAUUCGAAUAUGUCCCAAAUGGGAAUUUACAAGAGAAGCUCCACAGCCGACCGGCGGCGGCGGUGGUUCUGCCAUGGAAAAUCCGGCUGACCAUAGCCUUUCAAUUAGCCCAAGCAAUCGAAUAUCUCCACGAGAAAUGCAGACUACAAAUCGUUCACAGCGAUAUAAAAUCUUCAAACAUUUUACUCGACGAACGAUUCAAUUGCAAAUUGUGCGAUUUCGGCUCUGCAAAAAUGGGAUUCUCGUCGGCGGUGGCGAAUCAGUCGUCCUCGUCGCCGCCGAGCCCCUUCAGAGCAAAGCAAUUGAUGAUGGGAUCCCCUGGUUACACAGAUCCCCAAUACUUGCGAACCGGAAUCGCCUCAAAGAAGAACGACAUUUACAGUUUCGGCGUCGUUCUGUUAGAGCUAAUCACCGGAAAAGAGGCAUUCUGUUCGGAAAAGGGUCAGAUUUUAACUUCAAUUAUACCGCCGACGGUGCGCCACGGUGGAGGAAUUACACCGUCGGCAGUGGUGGAGCUAGUGGAUCCGCGGCUUCGGGGGGAUUUCGAUGGGGGAGAAGCGGGAGCCUUGCUCUCAAUUGCGACGGCUUGCAUAUCGCAGCCGCCGGCGCCCAGGCCGACGAUCGGUGGGGUGCUGCAAAUGAUGAAGGAGCGGAUCGGGAAGAUGAGCGGAGACACGUGGCGAUAAAUUAUUGGGAAAUGAGCGGUGGUAAAAAGUGUAAAUAUGUAAAUGGGUUGAGGGUUUUUUUUUUGGAGUGGAAUAUUUGUUUGUUUGAGCAAUUUAUUCAAUUGUAUAACUAUAACAUAUUCAAAAUUCACAUGUUUAUGGUAAUAUUUA